This is a messenger RNA of Cucumis melo (muskmelon), 2435 nucleotides long. RefSeq lists its product as uncharacterized. Lineage: Eukaryota; Viridiplantae; Streptophyta; Magnoliopsida; Cucurbitales; Cucurbitaceae. Gene Ontology annotation, biological process: protein insertion into mitochondrial outer membrane. Bases 499 to 2109 code for a protein of 536 amino acids. The transcript has 4 exons. The record is from RefSeq and is a predicted model, not a curated record. Gene Ontology annotation, cellular component: SAM complex; outer membrane.
AUAGGGCAGAGUCGAAGGCCCAAACCUUAUACUCACAAACGAACCCCAACAACAAUUCUUUCUGAACGCGUGGGAUAAACGCGCGCUUUCUUCUACGAGUCCGAGCAGUACUGAAUACCGAUGUUCCAAUCACAAACCCUAGCCAUCUUCCUUUUCCCUUUUCGGAAUCAGAUCAAUCAACCAUAAUUUUCUCCAUGUUCUUCCCACUCUGACUCCAUGGAUUUGAAUCCGGUGUAUCAAUCACGGUUCGGGCAAGCAGCAUUGGUUUCUUUUUGAGUUCUGUUUAAUGGGAAAAAGGGCAAAUUAAGCGUUGUUGUUUUUGAAACUAGGACUGUGUGCUUUCAUUUCUGAAGAAAUUCACCGUAUUUAAGAGAAUUACUCGUCAAUCGCCGAGAAGACUACUACUGGCUUGAAUCGAUUUCAUUUCAGAAUCUGCGAUUUUCGUGUGAGUUCAUUCAACAAUUGGAAAUUUCGCUUUAUACUUUAUAAUCAUUAUUAAUGGCGAACUCUGAGGAAGUUGGAAAAAGUUCGAUUGAGGAGGAAGUAGAGCGAGACCCUUCCAAUUUUGAAAAUGGUGACGGAGAAGACGAGGAUGUUGAAGAUGAGGAAGAAGACGAGGAAUAUGAGGAUGGCAAUGAUGAAGAACCGCCGCAAGAGAAGCCUGUUACGGAUGCUUCAAGGUUGCUUGCUCAGAGGUCUAAGUUAGAGAAUCUGGUUGAACGAAUGAGGAAGGAGAAGGUCAGACUUCGGGUUCAUGAUAUUUUGAUCAAGGGGAACACGAAGACUAAGGAUUCUCUAAUCGAGGCUGAAGUGGAGGCUAUUAAGAAUGCUUCAACGAUGCAAGAAUUGCUGGAGGCCGCAGGCGUAGCCAAUGCCAAGCUCCAGAGGCUGGAGAUUUUCGACUCUGUCAAGAUUACACUUGAUUCAGGCCCGCCGGAGCUCCCUGGUACUGCAAAUGUUGUUAUUGAGGUCGUGGAGACGGGCAACCCUCUCUCCGGCGAAUGCGGUGCUUACACAAAACCUGCGGCUCGUUCGUGGACUUUUGAAGGUUCUCUUAAGUAUAAAAAUUGGCUUGGAUACGGGGAUUUAUGGGAUGGCUCUUUGGCGUACGGUCCUAAUCAAACAUCUGAGGUGAGUGCUGGUGUUUAUUUCCCUAGGCUGAAGCGAUUGGUGACUCCUUUGGUGGCACGACUAUCCCUACUUUCCCAAGAUUGGUUGGAGUUUUCAUCAUACAAAGAGCGGUCUUUAGGUCUUUCUCUUGGUCUGUAUUCAACAAAGUAUCAUGAUUUGGGAUACAACCUUGGAUGGCGCACCAUAACCGACCCUUCGCAGAUGGCAUCUAAUUCAGUGAGGAGACAACUUGGAAAUAGUUUACUUUCAUCUCUAAAAUAUACUUUUAAGGUUGACAAGAGGAAUUCAGCAGUGAGGCCAACUAGUGGAUAUGCUUUUGUUUCUACUAGUCAAGUUGGUGGUCUUGCACCUGAUCACCGGAGCUUGCGAUUUGUUCGUCAGGAAUUUGAUCUACGAUAUGCAAUUCCUUUUGGCUUUGACCGUGCUGCCAUGAACUUUGGAGUCUCUGCCGGUGUUGUUUUUCCUUGGGGAAAUGGGUUUCUGAACAAGCCAUCAUCUCUUCCAGAGCGCUUUUUCUUAGGUGGUGAUUUGUCUCCAGUAUGCACCAUUGGAGGCCCGACAACUGUAUGGGGAUUUAAGACGCGUGGAAUGGGGCCAACUGAGCCAAGGCGCGAAGUGAGAGAUGAAAAUAAGGAUGAAAACAAUGAUUCUCUUGGAAGGGAUUUUGUUGGAGGAGAUCUUGCAGUCACUGCUUUUGCAGAUCUUUCGUUUGACCUCCCAAUUCGCUGGUUAAGAGAACAUGGAAUCCAUGGCCACAUCUUUGCUGGUGCAGGCAACCUUGCAAAGUUGACCGAGAACGAGUUCCGCAGUUUCUCUUUCCAGAAGUUCAUGGAAACAUUUCGUACCUCUGUAGGAGUUGGGGUUGUGGUUCCAACAAGACUCUUCCGCCUAGAGGGGAAUUUCUACUACAUAUUGAAGCAACAAGAACAUGAUCGUGGAAAAACUGGCUUUCGGUUUAGCAUUUCUGCUCCAUCAUAAAUCUAAUUUUGACGAGGUUUGAUGUUCAGGAAUCACAGAGUAAGGCGGAAGUUAUUUUCUUUCUCGAGUUAUCAUUUUGGACUGGAUGAAAAAACUUUCUUUUUAUAAACAUCCAGGGAAGUUAGAAAAAAAGAAAAGAAAAGAAAAAAAGAAAAAGAAAAAGAAAGCUUUUCUUCAACCAUGGAGAAUGGAAGGGAAUAAUAUGGUUUGUGAUUGUCGUAUUUGAACAGGUUACUAAAACCUCCUCUCGAAAUUGUUUUCAUUGACCCAAAUCGGCGGAUAAUUUUUUGUCCUCCAUCAAUGAUAUGAGACAAUUCCAUUUCAUA